AUGUGCAACAGCAGUUCUGCGUGAGGGAGAUGGAACAAUAACUGCGGGGGUCGUUUUGAACGCAGCUCACCUCAGUCGAAGGAGUUGCCCUCUCCAAACAGCAUCAAAUUUAUGAUCGCUGGAGAUUAGGAAGGUUUCCGAGCUAAACGUGAAAAGUGCUGCGCGUUUGGGUGAACGCGAAGCGAAAUGCAACCCUGGUGAACAGUUUGGGAAUAAAACUUCAAUCUUCGGGGAUCGCUCUGACUUGUGAUUAUCCACGGAUGGACCUGGCGGCUGUCGCCUGAGAUCGUCGUUGACAAUCGGCGGCGAGACCGACGCCGACGAGCAGGAUGGUGGAGCGGUCGGACCGAGCCCCUCUGCUGGACUGGGAGGAGAUCCCGUCCACGGAGAAACCCGCCGACGGAGCCCCGGCGGCGGCGUCUCCCGCCGAGGGGCGACAGUCGAGCCCCUCCGGCAGCCGCGGCACGGCGGGAUGCGCGGGGUUCGGGUGGAGCAGCGGACCCGAGGAUGCCGCUCCUCCCUGCAGGUCCGAAGCGGACGGCUGCAGCGCCCCGCCCGCGACCUCCGGCGCCCCGCCGGCGGCCCCGGAGCGACAGCUGCCGCCCGACAAGGAGGAGCGUCUCUCCGAUUCCGGGGCGAGGGAGGUGUCGCUGGAGGACAGGAUGGUGAAGUGGGAGGAAAAGGACCAGAUUGUGUCUGUCUUUGUAGUUACGUUUAACACAAGAACAGGGAACAUGCUGGAGUGGUGUCUGCCCAAAGACAUGGACCUAGAGGGAGUGGAGUUCAAAGCCAUCGCUAGCGGCUCCCACCGAGUCAGCACCGACUUCAUCUACUUCCGGAAAGGCCGCUACUUCGGCCUCGCCUGCUUCGCCAACAUGCCGGUGGAGAGCACGGAGGAGAGGGGGGCCAGGAUGAAGUCGGUGGGGAUCCUGUCUCCGUCCUACACCCUGCUCUACCGCUACAUGAGCUUCCUGGAGCACCAGGUCAGGCUCCAGCUUCAGUCCCCGGGCCACUAUUCCCCCUUGGAGGCCUUUUAUGAGGACAAGAGAGCGCUCCUGCCCCCCAGUGGACAGGAUGUUGUAACUGCAUUUCCAGCCAACGCAUGGGGGGCUGCGAUCAACCACAGCAUGCACCCUGAGAUGAAGAUCACCCAUCCAGCAGGCUGCAUGUCCCAGUUCAUCCGCUUCUUUGGGGAGCACAUCAUGGUGCUGUGGAAACUGGCUCUGCUUCGCAGGCGGAUCCUCAUCUUCUCUCCUCCGCCCGUGGGCGUGGUCUGCUACAGAGUGUACUGCUGCUGUUGCCUGGCCAACAUCUCCAUCCCCGGGGUCGGCGUGGCCGUGCCCGAGUUCCGGCCUUUCUUCUACGUUAACGUCGCCGACAUCAGCGCCCUGGAAAACGAGCUCUCCUACGUAGCAUGCACGACAGAGAAGAUCUUUGAGGAGAAGAAAGAUCUGUAUGAUGUGUACGUUGAUAAUCAGAAUGUGAAGACCUACAGAGACGGCCUGAAGCCUCUGCUCCGCCUCAGCGCCGCAGACAAGGAGAAGUAUCGCAAGCUCACAGAGCAAAGGCAGAUGUUGCUGUAUUCCCAGGAAGAAAAUGGUGACUGUGUUUCCAGUGAGGAGGAUCUUUUUAUUUUGUUUUUCCUGGAGCAGAACAACAGGAUUUUCCAGACCCUGAGCGAGGUGGCGGGGAGCCCGGACCCCACCGUCACCCAGGACAGCGUGAGGGCCAUGGGCCUGGAUCCUCAUGGAGACAGACUCUUCCUGCUCCACCUGCUGGAAAUCUAUGGCUACGACAGCCUGCUGGUUUCAGAACAGCUGUGCUGCAGCUGAGUGUUUUUUUUUUUGUGUUUUUUUAAAUCCAUCUCAUCACUGCUGGUUUUAAAAACAGGGGGCCUACCUGCCUGAGACUGCUGCACCGCUGGCUUUGGGACACCGUUGCAUCCGGCAGAAGGCGCCACGCUGUAAUGUUUUUGUCUACCGAUGGUCCGCUCCACGACGGCCAGAUUGUCUGAACCCAGCGGUACCAACAAGAACACGGGUCGGUUCUUGUGUUCGAUAUCAACACUGAGCCAUGUUUUCAUUUCUCAGUCGGUUUUAAAAACAUCUGACUGACGCAUGAAAACUGAACCGCACUUAUGUAUUACCCACAAGACGAAGCCAGCAAGUUUUAAAGAACGAGAGGUAACUAGAGGCGGGCCUGCUGUAAAUAAGGCUGACGUGUCCCUUUGUUCUGCGUGUCUGUUUGUGUGACAUCAGGGCUGAAUUUUUGCCAGUGUUGCACUUUGUGUACCAAGUGCUGGAAUUUUAAAUGGGACACUCUCUCUCCCCCCCCCUCCACACACACACACACACACUUCAAAUCAAGGCGUAAGGUCUUUCACCAACACGUCAAACUGCCUUCCACUUGGCGAAGUACGUCUGUAACAUCACCGCUGAAGUGACAUUUAGUGACACUACGUCUGUCAGAGGUGUUAAAGGCCCAGAGGCAAGUUGGCUGUAGAGAGUUCUUUUGUCGUCGCACUUUUAGACCGCAGGGAGUUCAGUGUCAGUGUUCAGUGUAAGAUCAAGUGUCCAUUUUUAUUGCAAUGUGAAAAAAAGUGAACAGUUUCAACGUAGCUGCGGAGAUUUAUAUGGAGGCUCUACAGCUCCCACCGGCUUCUAAUACAUGCGUUGCACCAUUGGGAUCUGUUCAGCUGUUCGGCCUCCAUGUUCCUCUGCUACUGUUAUUUAUUGUUGUCCGACGCAGACAUUUGCCGUUAGAGGUAACAGUUUAUUAUGCAUAAUUGACCUAAAAA
This is a messenger RNA of Fundulus heteroclitus (mummichog), 2797 nucleotides long. Its product is annotated as DENN domain-containing protein 11. Gene Ontology annotation, cellular component: cytoplasm. Lineage: Eukaryota; Metazoa; Chordata; Actinopteri; Cyprinodontiformes; Fundulidae. The transcript has 9 exons. Bases 330 to 1832 code for a protein of 500 amino acids. The record is from RefSeq and is a predicted model, not a curated record.